AUGGCAGCUGGCGAAGGGACAGAGUGUGACUGGGUACCACCGGAGCAGGGAGAGCUCCUUCUUUGCUGUGACGUGGCCUCGAGAAACAAUCCAGGCGUGGCUGGUGCAGGGGCUAUUGCAAGGGACGCGAGCUGUGGAGUGGUGGGUUCUAUGGAAAUUGGGUUGGGUAUUACUUCCAAUUUCCUGGAUGAACUUUACGGAGUUGUUGUUGGGCUUGAGUGGGCUAUCCAAUGGGGAUACCGGAGGAUCCUCAUUAGAUCGGAUUCAACUAGUGUGUUGGGUAUUUUGGAGAGGAAAAGUUUGCCAUGGUUUGUGCAGCAAAGAUGGAAAACUGUGUGUCAACAUUAUGAUUCUAUCAGAUUCGUUCAUUCGUUCCGUGAAGCGAAUUUUUCAGCGGAUAAAAUGGCAAGAAGAGGUUGUAAUUUAGGUCAUAGGGUUGGAAUACAUUAUGUAGGCCGCCCAGAUUUUUUAAUUUCUAUUGAAUUACCAAAUGUUGCUUAUUUUCGUUUUAAGUAG
Messenger RNA from Papaver somniferum (opium poppy), 516 nucleotides. RefSeq lists its product as uncharacterized. Bases 1 to 516 code for a protein of 171 amino acids. Gene Ontology annotation, molecular function: nucleic acid binding; RNA-DNA hybrid ribonuclease activity. The record is from RefSeq and is a predicted model, not a curated record. The transcript has 2 exons. Lineage: Eukaryota; Viridiplantae; Streptophyta; Magnoliopsida; Ranunculales; Papaveraceae.